AUGUCGUUCUUCAAGCGCAAGGAGAAAAAUUUGGUUCCUCCUGUUCCAUCUUUAGAGCCCAGAUCAGACGGUCCGCGUGGUACAUCUCGAAGCACGUCUUCCCUCCCCAGUUACAAGUCCAGCGCUAGUACCUACGUUGCCAGCCGCGAUGGGCCUGAUCCUUAUAAUACCAUGAGCACCAGAACUCUGUCGCAGAACUCGUACGACAACUGUGACAGUACCACGGCGGGUAAAAUCGCUAAUGCUGAGGCAGACCGGAACCGCAACGAGCUCUUCGCUGGUUAUAAUCCUCAGGGAAAGACAGGUUCUGGUCGAUACUUCGAUGGCCCUGCGCUAGGCAGAGAACCUGCUCCUGGGGAGGAGAAUGAAGAAGAUGUAGAAGGCAUUAAACAGCAAACCAGAUUCAUGAAGCAAGAGAGCGUCAACUCUACCAGGAAUGCACUGAGGCUUGCUCGGGAAGCCGAAGAGACUGCGGGGAACACCAUCACAAGACUCGGGGAUCAAUCUGGUGAGAUCUGGCUGAGGUUGCAGUUUUUUAUUCACAUUGAUCGCCUCGCGAUAGAGAAACUCGCCAACACUGAGCGUCAUCUUGAUGUAUCAAAGGGUCACACCUUACGCGCCGAGGAUCAGAUCGGUGAAUUGAAGCAGCUUAACCGGUCGAUCUUCCGCCCUGUCAUUACUUGGAACAAGGAUGCAAAACGCGCUGCUCAGGAAGACAAGAUUCAGCAGCGGUACGAAGACGAAAGGCUAGAUCGCGAAAAGGCUAUGCAGGACAUCAGAGAUACUCAGAACCGCUUGGGACGUGCCACUACUUAUGGCCGUCAGGAUGAAGAAGGUCUGACCUCCGGAGAGUCAGGCAGAUUGCGCACUGCGGAUCAGCUGGCCACGAGAAAGGAGCAGCGGAAGAGAUACCAGUUUGAGGCGGGUGCUUCUGAUGACGAGUUGGAAGACGAGUUGGACGACAACUUGAACGAGAUCUCGGCAAUCACCAAAAACUUGAAAGCACUGGGUACCGCUAUGGGACAGGAGCUCGAUCAACAAAACUCGAGACUUGUCACCAUCGAACAAAAGACGACGACAUUGGACAACGGCGUGUUCAGGAACACUGAAAGGCUCAAGCGCAUCAAGUAG
Molecule: messenger RNA, 1131 nt
Organism: Suillus paluster
Lineage: Eukaryota; Fungi; Basidiomycota; Agaricomycetes; Boletales; Suillaceae
Exons: 2
Coding region: 1-1131 (376 amino acids)
Biological process (GO): exocytosis; vesicle fusion
Cellular component (GO): SNARE complex; plasma membrane
Molecular function (GO): syntaxin binding; SNAP receptor activity
Source: RefSeq, a predicted model, not a curated record